This is a messenger RNA of Alternaria infectoria, 1152 nucleotides long. RefSeq lists its product as uncharacterized. Lineage: Eukaryota; Fungi; Ascomycota; Dothideomycetes; Pleosporales; Pleosporaceae. The transcript has 3 exons. The coding region runs from base 1 to 1152 and encodes 383 amino acids. The record is from RefSeq and is a predicted model, not a curated record.
AUGCUUUCCGUCCCUGAGAUAAUGGAUCAUCCCCGAUUUUCUACUGUUCGAAAGGGCCAGACCGAAGUCACGGGCAUCACUCUGCUUGCUCCAAACCACGAAAACGCAAGUGUUUCCAACGUCCACGGCCCAUUAGAGAUGUUCUUUAACUGUGUGGGAGCACUCUUUUACAUUAUGAAUAGGAACGACGUCCAAGCAUGCAUCGAAGCAAUCAAAGCCUCCGGAAACGAGAACAUGCCACUCGGACACAUGUUCAGCAACGGAAGUACAAUCGAACUUCGUACUUAUGCCGCAGAAAUUGCGGGUAUGGCCUCUAUCGGUGUUAUACAUUCACAGCUAGCCGACCCAACAAAGGCACCGCCUCCCGAGCUUGCCGAUUACUUCUACGCAGUCGCCAAACAUGGCCUGGACUCUGCGAUUCUCUACGAUCCGCUUCGAGCCAUGAAUGUUUGCGCGCUGCUUGGCAUGUAUAACAUCGUCGUCAAGGCGACAGUUGCUCUGGCUUACAUUGAACUUGGUCUGAGCCUUCCUCGCAACCGCAAAAUAUCUCUCGAAACAUGUCCGCCAGACUGGUCCCCAAGCUAUUACGACGACAUUCGUCGCACGCAUAUGACUCUUGUCCACUUGCAAUGCUGGCUGAGCGCAUCUCUUGACUACAACUCUGAUUCGUUAACCUUCGACGUCCACUCAUCUCUCAAUGGACUAGACGCGCCGCCCCAGGACAUGAUUCGACGCGAAUGCGUCAAAGUUUCCAUCAUCAAGGCAAGCUUACUUCACCGUCUACCAAGCAAGGCGCCUGUACCGGAAAAUGUCACGCUAGAGUUUCGCGCGCAAUUAUCGAGAUUCCAUGCGCAACUCCCCGACUGGAUGUCAGUUGCUGCGCUGUUACGCGGCGACAGCAGCCCGCUGAUGGCCACAUUCCGCCCAGUAAUAUUCUAUGUUCAUCUCUUUUAUCUUUCGGCUAUGAUGCUGCUUGCUCGGCGGCUAAUAAUUGCAUACAUCCCGCUCGAUGCAGUUGGCAUCGUAGUUCUUCCACCAGAAGCACGAAGGGCUAUCGAGGAAGGAUACCAAGCUGCGGAAACAAACGCGUCUGUCAUGAGUCUAAUGCUACAGGAAGGGAAGGUAGUACAAGUUUGCUGGCUCUGCAUGUGA